AUGGUGAACAUCAAUCUCCUCAGUUUAUUUGAGCGGAGCUGUGGAUCCACUGAUGGUGGUUCGGGUAGCAGCAUGAGCCGCGGAGAACUGAAUGUGGCCCCCAGAAUCGCCUUCGGUGGUGGAAACUACGCCGGCCAAGACAGGUCGCGCAACCCUUUACCGUACACGACAGGCCAUCUCACCUUGGGGAACAUCCACCUGGAUGAGACGGUGAAAUUGGUCUUUUCACGAAGAUUGGUUCGCCUAUACUUAGAGCGACAGCUGGGGGUAGUGCAGCAGUUGAGUCAGUUGCUGGGUAGAGUAGAGGGGGACGGCGCGAGCAUCAAAGUUACGCAAGAUUUACUUAGAGAUCAGUUGCGAAGAUUAGAGCAUUUCGUCGGGUUUAUUACUCUGACAGAUUAG
This is a messenger RNA of Penicillium crustosum, 402 nucleotides long. RefSeq lists its product as uncharacterized. The record is from RefSeq and is a predicted model, not a curated record. The transcript has a single exon. NCBI's taxonomy places the organism in Eukaryota, Fungi, Ascomycota, Eurotiomycetes, Eurotiales, Aspergillaceae. The coding region runs from base 1 to 402 and encodes 133 amino acids.